AUGGAGAAUCCUCUGUUAACUAAAUCAAAAAACAAGAUUUUGAAGUUUCUGCCAAAAGCAGCUCAAGCAGCAGUUUCAUUUCAAAACCCUCCUUUCAGCCCUGGCAAAGACAAGCUCAAACUAAGGAUUUCUGGCACGUUUGUUUCGAUGAUUCCGGCGGAAGCUCGCCGGAGAUCAAAGAACUCAAACUUCGAGACACAAGAACCAACUUCACCAAAGGUUUCAUGCAUGGGACAAAUCAAGCACAAGAAAAAACUAAGCAAGAAACACCUCUCUUUGCCUAAGGGAUUCAAGCCCGCCUUGGCUCCUCCGCCGGCGCCGCAGCUGAAGAAAAACCCAUCAAGAAUUCGGAAUAUUUUCAAGCCGGCCGCCGGAAGAAAAUCUGAUGCAUCAGUUGAUUAUAAUAAGCCUCCUCUGCCUAAUCGAGCGCCCAGUUUGAGCCAGAUGAAGGGUUUUGCAAGCAGUAGGGAUACUUUUGCUAAUUUUGAUUGGACAAAAGUGCAGGUUGCACCGGAAGAGGGAGAAUUUGACUCAGACGAAGAGUGCAUAAUUCCGUUCUCGGCGCCAAUAAUGAUGGCCGGCGGUGGUUCAACGGUUUCGUUGGAGCCGAGGAAGGAAAUCAAUCUGUGGAAAAGAAGAACUAUGGCCCCACUUAAGCCUAUCAAAUUAAACAUGGUUAAAUAA
Messenger RNA from Fraxinus pennsylvanica, 684 nucleotides. The record is from the annotation of a GenBank genome assembly. Lineage: Eukaryota; Viridiplantae; Streptophyta; Magnoliopsida; Lamiales; Oleaceae.